Molecule: messenger RNA, 1113 nt
Organism: Talaromyces rugulosus
Lineage: Eukaryota; Fungi; Ascomycota; Eurotiomycetes; Eurotiales; Trichocomaceae
Exons: 4
Coding region: 1-1113 (370 amino acids)
Molecular function (GO): dioxygenase activity
Source: RefSeq, a predicted model, not a curated record
AUGGCAGCUUUGGCUCAACCUCCGGCCGCAGUCCCGUCAGGCUCUGAUAUCCCGACCUACUACCAAGUCCCAGAGACGUCUUAUGAUUUGGACUGGGCGGACCUCGCCACCUUGGAUUUAUCUCAGUUUGACCAUCCCGGCGGUAAGGAGCAGUUGGCCAAACAACUUUUCGACGCCAUCCAAAAAAUAGGCUUCUUUUAUAUCAUCAACUUCGGCCUCUCGCAGGAAGAAGUUGACCGUCAAUUCUCUAUUGGAAAGGAGAUUUUCAAGCUCCCACUCGAGGAGAAACUCAAGUAUCGUGCCGAGCUUGAGAAAGGUGGCUACAAUGGCUACAAGCCAAUGGGUCUCCGGGAAAUAAGUCCAGGAGUGUUUGACAAGACGGAAAUCUACAACAUUCCAAAAUUCAUUCCCGCCCUUGAACGUGAUCAACCGGAAAUUGUGAAUCAGAAUCGUCCUGUUAUCGAGGGCUUUGCACGUCAUAUUCAUAACGAAAUCGUGGGCAAACUUCUCACACUCUUCGCCAUCAUCCUUGAGCUGCCCGAGGACUACUUCCUCAAAGUACACCGCUACGAGGAGAAGAGUGACUGUCACUUGCGGUACAUGAAGUACCACCGCCGCUCUGACGAAGAGAACGAGAAAGCCGGGGGCGUCUGGUCCAAGGGCCAUACCGACUUUGGCAGCUUAACGUUGCUGUUCCGCCAGCCUGUUGCCGCACUGCAGGUUCGCACCCCGGAGGGCGAGUGGAAGUGGGUGAAGCCGUAUCCAGGCAGCAUCACGGUGAAUCUUGCUGAUUCACUUCAUUUCCUCACCAAUGGCUUUCUCAAGAGCAGUAUACACCGUGUCGUGGCGCCCCCAUCAGAUCAGAGAGACAUUGACCGCCUCGGUGUUUUGUACUUUGUCCGGCCAGAAGAUAACCUCGAGCUGCGGCCGGUGGCGAGCGAAGUACUGCAUCGCUUGGGAUAUGAUAAGACAACUGAUAACAGUGCUGUUGGCAUCACUGCUGGUGAAUGGGUGAAGGCUCGAGUGGCCAAGGGAGUCGACAAAGGUGUGGCACGGAGUGAAAUUGGAGACCAGCCUAUUAUCGGUGGUGUGGUAGCCAAGUAUUACGACUAA